AUGAAAAGAAUACAAUAACCAAGUCAAAUCUCUUUAAUUAAUAGAUAGUUCUCUGUUUAAAAGGAUAUUGGAAAUUUUUAAAUGUAAUCACCGGAUAAAGAAAUAUAUUGUCCUAAAACAUUAUCAUAAGCUAAAAUAUAAACACAUGGGCCCUCUCCAUAUAUUCAAUCACCAUUAUUUGAAGGCAAAUGUUUAGUCUAAAAUAAUAUUAUAAUUUAACCAUCUCCUCCAUAAAAAUUAGAUAAUUCCUUUCAAUACAAACUUAACACAAAAACCUUAAAUCAAAAUUAUGAAGUACUAAAACCAUAUAAUCAAUAAGACUUUGUAAAAUCUUCAAAUGAUACAAAGCCAAAUUAUGAAACAUAUAAAUACGAAUAUCAUAAAACAUAUGCUGGAAAUUUUUAAAGUGAUUUUAAUAAAGAUACUACAACUGAAAGAAAAAGUAACACCUCAAAGAAAGAUGGAAGUAUCCUAGAAAGCAAAGAAAAUUAUGGUUUGACUAGUAAAUCUACUACAGAUUAACACAAUACUGUAAUUAAUAGUAGAUUAUCAUCUUAAAAUUAUGGGAUAAUAUAAUAAAUAUAAUAAAAACCAAAAAUAUCAACAGAAAUAUCACGAGUUUCUGGAUAAUUGAAAGAUUUCAUUUCAAGUGUCUAACGAUUUAUUAGUGAAGGAAAACGACCUGAUAAUUUUAAUGAUAGAAUAGUUGAAAUAUUAGCUUCUUUUAGAAAACUUGAAGAAAUAUGUAAUAUUGACAAUUCUGAAAAUGAUUAAAAAUCCUAAAAUAUGGCAGAAGAUUAUAAUAAACUCAAGGCAAUACUUGAAUAGUUAUAAAUAAAAAUGACAGCUUUGGUUUAAGAAAAUUAAAAAGUAUUUAAAAAAUAUUAAUCUGAUAGUUAAAUAAAUGUUUAAUUGAAUAAGAAUAAAAAGUAACAGAAGAAUAAAGGAUUAGAUAACAGGCUGAAGAUAAAGCUAAUUAAGCUAAUAAGGAAUUCAAUAGAGUAUUUGAAUGCUUAUAAAUAAACUAAAAAGAAAAUGAAGAAAUGAAGAUGAAAUUAUAGUAAAUGGAUUCUUUCAAUAGUAUCAAAAUAAAUUAAAAUAAAAUAAUUAAUGAAGAUUUUUAAGAUUAUAAAUAGAAGAAUUAAAAAUUACAAAAGGAUUAUGACUAAUUAGAAAGUAAAUAUAAACAAUUACUUUCUGAAAAAGGUAAUCAAAAAGAUAUAUCUAAAUCACCUUUAAUGAUGAAGUCUAUUCAUUCAAGCACUUCAAAAUAAUAAGAGUAAUUAGAACUUAAAUUAUUAUAAUUACAAAUUGAAAAUGAUAAUUUAAAAGCAGAAAUGGCUCAUAAUUAAGUUGAUUCUAAGGCGAUAGAUAGCAAAAAUGAAAUGAUUUAAAGAUUAGAUGAAAAAAUUAAAUAGAUUUUGAAGGAAAAAAAAAUUUCAGAAGAAUAAUCAGUUGAAAUUUGUCACAAUUUAGAAAUUUUAAAUGAUUAGUUAAAAAGUGCUUUAUAAAUAAAAGAAACUGAAAUUUCUAAUCUUUUAAAAUAGAGAAAUGAGAUUGAAAAAGAAUUGGGAGGUUAGAUCAAUAAUUAUACAUAAUAGUUAAAAGGAUUGGAGGAAAAGUUAUAAAAAUCUAAAUAAGAUUAUCAAAAAUUGUUAGAUGAAUUUAAAUCUAUGGAUUUAAAGAAGAAUAAAAUGUAAGAGGAAUUUAAAAUAAAUGAAAAGAAGCUUGAAUAAUUAAAUCAAGAAUUAUCAUUCUAAAAAUAAGAGUUUAAAAAAACUAUUGAUAAAAAUUAAACCUUAUUAAUAAAAAAUGAUUAAAUGAAUCAACAAUUCUUAUAGUAAAAUGCAGUAUAAUAAUAAUUGAAUCAGCAAAUAGAAGGGUUAAAAUAAACUGAAAAUGCUUUGAGGUUAGAAUGUGAAAGAUUACAUAAAAUGAAUUAAGCAACUUAAUAAGAAAUGAAAUAUUAAGUAACAGAAUUAAAUGAAAUGAUUUAAUUAUAAGGAAGAAGAACUUAAGAAAAAGAAAGAUAAUUAAAUGAAUUAAUUGAAGAGUUAAGUGAAGCGAAAGAUUAAUAUGAAAUAUAGAAGAAAGUUUGUUAAGAAAAUAUAAAUGAUUUAGAAAGAAGAUUAAAGAAUACAAAAUUAUAAAAUGAAGAACUAUUACAAAUAAAAGAAUAAGAAAUUCUAGACUUUAAAUAAACUAUGGAUUAGUAAUUAAAAAUGCUUGAUAAAAGAAAUGCUUUAUCAUCUUAUGAUUUUGAAUAAAGAGAGUAAUAACUUUAAGUUGAAAUUCAAAGUAAAACUGAUUAAAUAGAGACUUUGAAAUUAGAAGUCGAAAAAAUUAGAAGUUAAAGUUUUAACACAUAAGAAGAACUCUUAAGAAUUGGAAUGUAAUAAAACUAAAAUUAAGCUAUCAUUAUAAAUUUAAGAAAUGAAUUAAAUUAAUCAAAAUAGGAAUAAUAACAUCUCAAUGAAAUGUUAAAGAAAAGAAAGGAAGAGGCAGAGUAAUUACAUAUGAAUUUAGAAGAAAUGAGAAAAGAAUAAUAAAGCAAAAAGAUACAAGAGGAAAGUAGAAGUAAUUAAAAUUUUAAUCUAUUUAGGAUCUAUAUUGAGAUAGUAAGAUCUUUAAAUUACACUUGAGAAUCUUCAGAGAGAUAAUUUAAGUCUUUAAUAAAAAGUUAAUGGUUUGACUAAUGAAAAUAAUAGGAAAUAAAGAGAAUUAAAUGAUAAAAAUGAUGAAUUCUAAAAUUUAAAGAGAAAAUAUGAUGAAAAUGUUUAAAAUUUGGAAAGAUUGGAAAAGAGAUGGGGUGAAAAGAUAGAUUAACAUAGAAGAAUCUGA
Messenger RNA from Paramecium sonneborni, 2841 nucleotides. The record is from the annotation of a GenBank genome assembly. NCBI's taxonomy places the organism in Eukaryota, Ciliophora, Oligohymenophorea, Peniculida, Parameciidae.